UCAUUUUGUCUUGAUGUAUAGGUUUUUGACCAAUACCUCAAUUUCAUUACUUUGGAAGAUGACAUGUUUGUAUUAUGCAAUCAAAAUAAAGAGCUUGUUUCAUAUCGUGCCAUUAACAGAUCAGACAUAACAGAUACAGAAAUGGAGACCAUUAUGGAUACAAUUGUUGACAGUCUUUUCUGUUUUUUUGUUACACUUGGAGCAAUUCCAAUAAUUAGAUGUUCAAGAGGAACAGCAGCAGAAAUGGUGGCAGUGAAAUUGGAUAAGAAGCUCCGAGAGAACCUUAGAGAUGCCAGAAACAGCCUUUUCACUGGAGAUACACUUGGAGCUGGACAGUUCAGUUUUCAGAGACCUCUUUUAGUGCUUGUUGACAGAAACAUAGAUUUGGCAACUCCUCUACACCAUACUUGGACCUACCAAGCCUUAGUACAUGAUGUACUGGAUUUUCAUUUGAACAGAGUUGUUUUAGAAGAAUCUUCAGGAAUGGAAAAUUCUCUAGCAGGUGCUAGACCAAAGAAAAAAAAUAAAAAAUCAUAUGAUUUAACUGCAGCUGAUAAAUUUUGGCAGAAACAUAAAGGAAGCCCUUUUCCAGAGGUAGCAGAGUCCGUUCAGCAAGAGUUAGAAUCCUACAGAACUCAAGAAGACGAAGUCAAGCGGCUUAAAAGUAUAAUGGGGCUGGAAGGUGAAGAUGAAGGAGCAAUAAGUAUGCUGUCUGAUAAUACAGCUAAACUAACUUCAGCUGUUAGCUCUCUUCCGGAGCUUCUAGAAAAGAAAAGACUCAUAGAUCUUCAUACAAAUGUAGCAACAGCCAUUCUGGAACAUAUAAAGACUCGGAAACUAGACGUGUAUUUUGAAUAUGAAGAAAAAAUUAUGAGCAAGUCCACAUUGGAUAAAUCGCUUUUGGAUAUGAUUUCUGAUCCUGAUGCGGGAACAGCAGAAGACAAGAUCCGACUCUUUCUUAUCUAUUUCAUAAGUUCUGUACAGUUGCCUUCUGAGGCAGAUUUGGAACAGUACAAAAAAGCACUGACAGAUGCUGGAUGUAACCUUAGCCCUUUAAACUACAUUAAACAAUGGAAAGCUUUUGCCAAGAUGGCUUCAGGUCCAGCUAUGUAUGGAAACAGUGCAGCAAAGUCAUUGGGCCUUUUCUCACGUGUUAUGAAUACUGGAUCCCAGUUUGUGAUGGAAGGAGUCAAAAAUUUGGUACUAAAGCAGCAGAAUCUUCCAGUUACCCGCAUUUUAGAUAACCUUAUGGAGAUGAAGUCAAAUCCUGAGACAGAUGACUAUAGGUAUUUUGACCCUAAAAUGUUGCGAGGUAGUGACAGCUCAGUUCCAAGAAACAAAAAUCCAUUUCAGGAGGCAAUUGUAUUCGUAGUUGGAGGUGGCAAUUACAUUGAAUACCAAAACCUUGCUGAUUACAUAAAGGGCAAACAAGGUAAACAUGUCUUAUAUGGCUGCAGUGAACUCUUUAAUGCUGCACAGUUUUUAAAACAGCUUUCCCAACUUGGACAGAAAUAGGACAGAAAAAGAUCAUUUUGACAAAGUUUGAAGAAGAGAUCACGGUAGCCGAUAACAUCUUCACCUGUGCAUAUACUUACAUUUCAACUCAUUUAUUCAUAAUUUUUAUGAAAUAAUAUUCUGUACUUAUAAUGCAUUCCACAUGCAAAAAUAUACUUCAAAUAAAUUACAAAACUUGAGUUGUGCUCGCUGUAAUAGUUCAUGUCUGUUUCUUAUGUUCAUUUGUAGUUUGUCACAUUUGGAAUGUAACUCUUGUUGAUAUUCUGAGGAUGUGAUUAUUUUUUCUCUAAGCUACUAUAGGAACCUUUCUGAUUUU
This is a messenger RNA of Python bivittatus (Burmese python), 1831 nucleotides long. The record is from RefSeq and is a predicted model, not a curated record. NCBI's taxonomy places the organism in Eukaryota, Metazoa, Chordata, Lepidosauria, Squamata, Pythonidae.